AUGACUUGGAUCCCCUCAUGGCUACCUCGGCUUCCAUCCCUCAAUUUCGCCGUACCGUCUAGCGUCCAAGGCAGAUUUAUCUCCUUCUUGCUCAAAAAGCUGUUUGGGCAUCUCUUUAAACCUGGCCAGCUCGAUUCUAGCCAGGUUGAUGCUCAAAUUGGAUCCGGGUAUGUUCAAGUCAACGACCUUGAACUGGAUGCUGAGGCUGUUAAUGCUUAUCUGUCCGACCUUUCCAUAACGCUUCACGAUGGAACCAUAUCCUCUGUUGUCGCGCGUAUUCCUUGGCCCAAUCCUUUGUCUGCUACACUAGGCCUCACAUUGACAUCUCUCCAUCUCACCUUUCACGUCCUAGCUUCAACCCACCAUCAAUCCCAGCCUGUUGACCCUGCCGAAUCUAUGGCCUCAAUGGCUGAAUCUUUUGUUCAUGAAGAAUUGACACCACGAGAGGAGGCCACACUUUGGCAGUCAUUGCAUUCCGAACAACUGAAAUAUGAUGAUGAACAGAGCGUUCCUGGAAGUCUUGAUCCUUUCUUAACCACAACCGAGGAUGAUGUGCGUCAUACAGAUGUUGAGCCCGCGGGCAUUCCUAUCUUUGCGACUCUCGUCGAGAGAUUACUUGCCAAAUUUGAAUUUGAUGCUGAAGACAUCAUGAUAACGAUUGUCCAUCCUGGAAAUAUAAAUGUCACGAUGUCUGUUGCUCAGAUUCGAUAUCAAACGAAUGCGAAAAGAUCAGACACAUCUGAAGGAGAAACGCGUUCCUUGAUUAUUGAGGGCUUCACUGUAGCUGCCCGCCCUUUCCUCCCUACUCCACCCUCAUCUACCCAUACUCCCUACGACGAAAUUCGACAACCAGUUUCACCCAGCUCAUCAACGUCGUCUUUGGAUGAAGAAACGCAAUUUGCCAUGUCGCAAUCCCUUGCAUUCCUUCCACCCCGCUCUCCGUCGGCAUCUGUUGCGAGUAGUAUUUACGAGAGCGCUCUCAGCCUUAGAGGACUGGCGGAAUCAAGGGAGGGGAACGCAACCCCAGAUGACCACGGAAAACCGUAUGUUGUGCUGGAUGACUGGGGUCCCUCUGAAACACUAUUGUCGUUUGGCUCAUCGCCUAUUCAGAUACAACUUUUGACACCUUCUCCACUCCAGACUGAUGUUCCAGAAGCUCACGACACGCAAGCAAGUGUCAUAGCUUGCGCGAUCCGGCCAUGGCAAAUACGAGGUUUCGUCAAUUUGGCAGAUUAUUUUUCAUCAUCAUCACAAACUUCUCACAAGGAGUUGACACCCUCGCGCCCACUUUUAUUUGAGAGCGCACCUGCCACACCGACGUCGAAGCUCCUUUCAUCAUUACACAUUCGGGGCGUGUUUAUUCUCCUGCUUCCUGAAUUGCCAAGGACUAGCCCGACAGCUGAAGAUGCGGAACCACUGCUGCACUAUUUCGAAAGCCCAGUGGUGCCUCCACGACUCCAUCACGGAUACGUACGAAUACACCUGGACACUCUGUCAGGCUCGUUAUCUUCUUCCCAUAAUGAACUAGAUUCAAACCACAAGGACUUUCCAAGCUCUGAAGUAAUAACCACGGUGGCCAUGGCCGCAGGAGAUCUUGCGAUAUUUGCAUUUCCUUAUCAGACUCCUGGUCGUGAUGAGAUCUCUCCGUUUCCCCUGUUUUUUACGGACCCUCACUUAAACUCUCAGUACCCCACGACUCAUCAUCAUCCAGGCGAAACCAAGCCCAGCGACUAUCCGCAACUUCCCACAUUUGAAAUUUUGGACUGGAUGGAUGAAAGAUGUCAGAAGUAUGGGACGAAGCUUGGUUUUUGGCGAAGUCGUCCACAGUUCAAUCGUGCGACAUCUUUACACGAGCCAUCAUCUUCGAUUCGAAUGCGUAAACAGAACCUGGAGCAUGAUGACCCUCCGUUGCCUUCGUUGUCGCAUGCUGUCGAGAUAUCGGCUUUGAGCAAGCGGGUUGUAGCACAUCAAAAGGACAAACGUUACGGCACCCAUACGCUUGAACUGAAUGUCAAUAUAGCCCCUGUUCAGAUAUGCGUGGAUCUUGAGAAGACUUUACAUGGCUCCCUAGCUUUUUUCAAACAAGUUCUCCAUCCUAAACAAGAAACUCCAGACAGCAUGUGCGACGACGAAGCUGGGCAAUGCACACCCCCUUGUACACCUCAUGGCGAUGAUUACUUGGAAAGAGACCAGACCAAGGGCAAGUUUACACACACUCAACCGCCGUUGCUUGGAUCUGAAGCCAUUGUCAGUCAACGUAUUUCCAUUCACUUCCCAGUGAUUCGACUCUCAAUCCGUUCCCCCUCUCCAUCAAGUCGAUCCAAUCGAACAGGCGUUCUUGUAGUUAAUAUACAUGACUUAGCGAUCAAUAAUGCUCCAGAGAACGUGAGGGCUAAGGCGAGGUUCUCCACCUUCCAUCCUACAUCGCCCCAGUCUUCACCUGUAGACGGACAGCUUCAGAUGAGGGCAGAGUUUGGGAGGAUCAUGAUUGCUUGCUCCCUCGUUCAUGAGGGAACUACCUCUUCAUUUCUCUCCCUGGGGCCCUUGCGAUACAAAGACUCUACAGAAGCGGAAGCCAAUACGUCUUCCAUUGGUUCUGACAAGAGACUGUCCCCUUUACUCCCUUGUCUGAAGGUGACUCGGUCAGCCAAUAUCCCCUCGACCAGCAAUGCUUCUAUCGUCGCUCUCAGCUUUGACCUUCCCUCCCUUUUCGUUGAUAUCUCCAAAAGUCAACUGGAUGCUCUCCAGUAUUGGGCAGAUAAUACAACACAGCUUAUAGACUCUGCGCUUAAUGCAUCUUCAAGCAGUGCUAAAAUGGGCGCUGAAGAAACGGGAUUGAUUGGAAGUCGGUUCUUUGCCAAAUCGAGAAGUGGGAGCACCAGUGGACUGAGCUCGGCUGUCGGGGAAGCGAAGGCAGAGACGGUAGUCAAAUUGACGAUAACUGAAUCAUUCGUCAGAAUAAGACUACCACGAACAGCAGAUAAUGCCGUAGUUGUACGGCCAUUUGACGUAACUCUUUCAGAUUUGGAUGCCUUAAUCGAAUUCGAGCCGGAGGGCGAACAGAAGACUGUCUUGACGGUAGGCAUCAUGGACAUUGCUGUCAAAAAUGGGCAACCGUCGGAGGGUUUCCAAACACUUCUUUGCCUGACUUCUCCUCGCAGUCUAGUCAGUUGUCCAAAACUGGCCAGAAUGACGGCAUCUAAUCUUUUGUUGCAGUCCACUUCUCCCAGGCCGCUUGUCAAACUCCGAUUGAUAUCUUUGGUUGUUCCGGAGACAACAAUCAAAGAAACCAGGGUGAAAGCGACUGUUUGCGGAUUUACCUAUGAUUUUUAUCCCGACAUUACCUGGGUAACAGAUCUCGGCUUAUUUGCCAAAUCUCCACCAGGGACAUUUGAAAGUGUCAUUCCAAGUGAGCGAACAACCGUAUCUGUCAGAAUAUUAGAUGGUUCCAUACGACUAUUUGCUCCCAACCAUCUUGGCGCCCUCACCGCGUAUAUCGGGGAAUUGGAUUUCUUGACGAAUGUCGUGGGAGACUCUCCAGAGAUGUCGUUUCAAGUUGUCAUUUCAGAACUUGCAUUUUUGGCCAUCGAUGCCGAUAUGACGCAUGCAAGAGACAAUAUCAACUCUUUGAAAGGUGUUGGAUACUGGAAGGCGGCUGGUUACGCGCUGCUCGCUGAAAUCGCUGACAUGGAUUUGCAGUACAUUGAGUCUAUCGUUGUACCCUACGGAAAGCAGGUGCACGUAAAGCGCAUCAGGCUUCGGGUGCAUUCUUGUGCGGAUACUCUAGCAGCUGUAACGGCUUUUGCUAGUGACUUGGCGUCUUCGUUUGAACGCGUGACUGAGGAGUUAUCCGAGCAACAACCCACCGUGGUUUCCAGGGAUUCAGCGAAUGAAACCACUCUCUCAGCGUCUGUAUUUGAUGUUGCGUUUAAAGUCCCCGAAAUUGGCCCCGCUCCAGACAUGAUUAAUGACGACCUACCCACCAACCUGGAUUAUCUUGACGAAUCAUUCGGAACGGCGGCGGGCCUACGUGAACUUCGCGACGAUGAUUUGGAUGAGUUUGACGUGAGGGAAACGGACGCAAGCUAUCUUGCAAGCGAUGGCUUCGACACCCAUAUGGUGUCGAAGAUUGGUGGUGAGACCAUCAAGGUAUUCCAAACUGAAGGCAUCACUGUUGUUGAAGAGUAUUUUGAUACUCUUCCGCCUGAUAAAUCUUUGGGCUCUCAGAAGGACCUUAGUCGUUCCACCUUACACGUUCAAGUGUCUAACGCCGACCUGACCUUGCUUCUCUACGAUGGUUAUGAUUGGAUCAAGACACGUAGGACGAUCGAGGAAGAAAUCAAAGACAUGCGGAAACGAUUGGCCAAAAUUCGGCAACUCGUAGCCAGUGGGCAAACACAAGAUCCAAGCCUCGAUGAAGCGAGUUCUCUCCUGUUUAACUCGGUAUACAUCGGCUUAGAACAGGACGUCGAUGGAUUGGAACCGCAGGCGCUGCUUGAUGCAAUUGACGAAGAGUUGAGAGACGAUAUCGAGACGAUCAGUCAAAGUUCUUGGCAGUCCCUCAAACCAUCCACAAGUAAACCACAUAGUGGUAUGGCGCGUAUACGAGGGAAACGAUUGACGCGUUCCAAAGCACCAAGCAUGGAAUUCCGCAUGUCGGGCUUGAACGCAGAAAUUGACCAGUACCGGCCAGAUGAACCUUUGGUGUCUAGAACUUUAGUGGUUGUCAAAGAUUUGGAAAUUCUUGACCACAUCAAGACCUCUACGUGGAAGAAAUUUUUGACAGAUCUGCGCUCAGAUUCUCGUGGAAACAUCAGGGAGACAGAGUCGAACAUGGUCCGAAUCGAAGUUAGCACUGUUCGACCCGUUCCAAAUCACCCAUCCGAAGAAGUUCGACUACGAGCGAAAAUAUUGCCACUGCGGCUAUAUGUUGAUCAAGAUGCUGUCGAUUUUCUCAAGAAAUUCUUUAGUUUCAAAAGCCCGGAUGUUGACAUUGGUGCUACUCCUCCCAGUCAAGGAGACACUUACAUUCAACUGGCUGAGAUAUUUCCCAUCGACCUGAAGUUAGAUUACAAGCCUCGUCGCGUUGAUUAUCGCGCACUACGUGAUGGAAGAAUAAUCGAACUGAUGAACUUCUUCCAUUUCGAUGGGGCAGAGAUGACACUUCGUCAUAUUACAUUGGCUGGGGUAACCGGAUGGCCAAGAUUGUUUGAGAUGUUAAACGAUCUUUGGACUCCCGACGUGAAAGCUACACAACUCGUCGACGUUAUCUCUGGAGUAGCGCCGAUUCGUUCAAUGGUUAACGUUGGUUCGGGGGUCGCAGACCUUGUCUUGUUACCCAUUGCACAAUACAAGAAGGAUGGAAGGAUUGUACGCGGGGUUCAGAAAGGUGCCACUGCAUUUGUAAAGUCCACAGCGAUCGAAGCCAUCAAAAUGGGUGCCCGACUAGCAACAGGAACGCAAGUCAUUCUGGAGCAAGCAGAAGGUGUACUCGGAGGGCAAUUUGACCACACUAUCACUGCGGAAACCCUUCAAAUGCCUGCAGGAGACGAGAGUACUGGUGGAUUUUACACAGACGAGGAGGAAGAAUCCACAGAUCUCAUUUCCAGAUAUGCUCAACAACCGGGAGAUCUGAAAGAAGGGAUGCAGUCAGCGUAUGAGAGUUUGCAAAGGCACUUUAGUUCCGCUGCUCAAACCAUUCUUGCUGUUCCAAUGGAGGUGUAUGAGCGUUCAGGCAAUGAGGGGCCUGUCCGUUCUGUCAUCCGUGCUGUACCCAUCGCUGUUCUGAAACCAAUGAUUGGGGCGAGCGAAGCAGUUAGCAAGACACUCUUGGGACUGCACAACGCUCUCGAUCCCAACGUUCGUCAUGAGAACGAUGCCAAAUAUAAGAACCGAUAA
Messenger RNA from Laccaria bicolor S238N-H82, 5898 nucleotides. RefSeq lists its product as uncharacterized. NCBI's taxonomy places the organism in Eukaryota, Fungi, Basidiomycota, Agaricomycetes, Agaricales, Hydnangiaceae. The record is from RefSeq and is a predicted model, not a curated record. Gene Ontology annotation, biological process: autophagy of mitochondrion; autophagosome assembly; reticulophagy. Gene Ontology annotation, cellular component: phagophore assembly site; extrinsic component of membrane. The transcript is spliced from 16 exons. Gene Ontology annotation, molecular function: phosphatidylinositol-3-phosphate binding. Bases 1 to 5898 code for a protein of 1965 amino acids.